AUGCACCUUGAGGUUGAAACUCUUAGAAAAAACGAGAAUGUGGUCAACUCAUAUUUUAUACAAUUCACCGGAGAAUUAUAUUCGUUAGUGUUGGUCAAUCGCGAUAGCGUGGAAGUGUAUGCUGUGAAAGACGCGAACAAGCCGUCUGUUAAGCUUGUGCACAAGGCACCUAUAUAUGAAGCCAUUGUUGCCAGUGCUAGUUUCAGACCCACCGAAGAGUCCAAGGAUUGGAUAGCAAUUCUCACUAGUCUGAAUCACCUCUAUUUGGUGACGUUUACAAAGAACCAGUUUGUGGUGGCAGAGGCGUUGGAUCUGGUCUCUCCAGAGCUGAGAAGAAGAAUCAAGGUUGACGAAGAUGCUGGGAUUGUUACGGUGCUGGAUCUUAAACCAUUUAUCGAGACAAGCCCCGAUGGAAAGGUGCUUGCGGUUUACUCUUGUCACGGAUUUUUGCAAGUGUAUCACUUCAAAGCGAACUCAAGUGUGUUCAGCCAGGUUAUGGGUGGGAGGCCAAUGGGUGAAAAUUCCCUGGAAAAACGUCUGAAGACAGAGAGGAUAGUUGAUUUGCCGCUGAUAAUACCACUCGGAGUGUUCACAAUAAUUGAAGUCAAGUUUCUGCACUCAAUUAAUGAAGAAACCUAUGCAAUUGCUUUUACUUCCAGAGACCAGAAUCUGAAGAGACACAUCUCAUACGUCCAAUUGACCAUUGGAGCAAACCAAAAGCUAGAAUUUACCAAAUUGCACACUUUUUAUCCCCAUCUGAAGAGUCUACCGAUUGCUAUGGUACCACUUUCUACUGGUGGAGUGACGUUGUUCUGCGAGAAAGAAUGCCUGGUUUUUCCAGCUCAACCCAAUUUUCCCUUCACUAAGAGCUCGGUACCACCAGAUUGUGAAAUCGAAGGUUUUGGCACUUCAAAGAGACUGGCAGUGCCUGUAAGAGCCUAUUGUUCGUUAAAUGAUUCCACGACUCUUCUGGUUGACAAGAAAGGAAUGUUAUUAAGUAUGACGCUUGAAUGUCAUAAUAGCAGGAUAUACCAUUGGAACCUUGUCCAGAUUGGUCUUUUGCAUGAAGCAGAUGAACUGGUGCAUAUCCGUGAUACUCUCUUCUUCACAAGCUCGUUCAACUAUGGCACUCGUCUGGUUAGGCUCAGAGAUCACAUAGAUACGUUUGAGAUCGCUAAGCAAUUCGGUGAGAUUGUGGACUUUUACUCUUUUAAAGAAGGCUAUGUGCUAAGUGAAGGCAGUAUUGAUAAUCACAGACUUCUAUUUACCAGGAAAAACCGCGAAUUUGUGAUUGAAACGGAUACCCUGGUUGCCAAACUGACGUCUUCGUCCGAGGAAAUGUUUUUAUUCACACUCAACAUGGCGAAGACAGACUCUGAUACCUUCACUACGUCUAUAUCACUCACAGACUUGAAUACACGGGUAGUGUUGGAUACGGCUGAGUUUGAUCCGGAUACCAUUGUCCGUGAUUUUGCAGUCAUAGAGCAACCAACUGGACCAAUCCUCGUUGUGUAUACCCAAAACAUGAACAGCCAAUACGAUGGAGCCUUCAUAAAGUACGAGAUACUGGAUUCAAAGCUGCAUGAACAGCUCAGAUCGAGGGUACAAAAUGCAACCUUCUCGAAGCUAGUGAGUGUUGGAACGAAACUUUUUGCCUUCGGUGAUGGCUUGUGCUAUUUUGAACUUACAGAAGAAGGCUUCAGUCUGAUUCAAUCAGGCAUUGCCUCAACGGGAUUUGUAAAUUUUGUUGCUCAUUUUUCAGGUGAGAUGUUUGUGGUUACAGAUGUUGAGAGGGGUGCCAGAAUAACCGGAGUCAACGAACGGGGAAAGGUGACUGCCCUUUCCAACACGAUUCUGGAGCGCUGGCCACUCACAUGUGCUUGUUCCUUGUCAGAAGAAAUGCUGCUGGUGGGAGACGCUUUGGGAAACGUGUUCUACGUGGAUACAAUCCCAGACCAAGGCAGAUACCAGCUGAAAGUUUUCUCGUACGUCAACCUGGGCGACUCGAUUAACGUCCUGACAAAAUAUAAAGACCGCGUAAUGUGCGGAACCUCUAACGGAAAUCUUUUUCUGCUCUCAUUGGACGCUGAGUCCGAGGUUGCACCAGCUCUGUCGGAUCGGUAUGUCAUCGGCCAAAAAAAUAGCCCGAGCCCUCAACCCCAGUUUCAUCUCCACACGUUAUCCUCACUGCCAAUUACAGACGUGCCACUAUCCACCCUUCCAGUUCACCGGUACCGGCGUUGA
Kuraishia capsulata CBS 1993 is the source of this 2244-nucleotide messenger RNA. RefSeq lists its product as uncharacterized. The coding region runs from base 1 to 2244 and encodes 747 amino acids. Lineage: Eukaryota; Fungi; Ascomycota; Pichiomycetes; Pichiales; Pichiaceae. The record is from RefSeq and is a predicted model, not a curated record. Gene Ontology annotation, cellular component: nucleus. Gene Ontology annotation, molecular function: nucleic acid binding; protein binding. The transcript has a single exon.